Messenger RNA from Protopolystoma xenopodis, 384 nucleotides. Lineage: Eukaryota; Metazoa; Platyhelminthes; Monogenea; Polystomatidea; Polystomatidae. The record is from the annotation of a GenBank genome assembly.
AUGUAUUUCAAUAUCAUAAUCAAUGUCGCAUUUGUUAAAAACACACACGCAAAAAAGAUUAUUUCAAGGUCAUCCCGCCUAGGAUACGAGGUUUCCUUAGGAGUGGAAGGGUCGCUUCAUCUGCUAAACGCAUUGGCUUUGUCGUCGCGUCGAGUCCAGAUCCCCCCGACUUGGUUGACCGACCGUCUAGACAAGCCGCCAGGACAGGAGGCUUGUGUCUGCUGGGCAAACCAGGCUCCAGAUGAGCCUGCGAAGAGAGGCUAUAACUCAAAGAAAACACAUGUCCAGCCGGACGCAUACAUCGUGUUCACGAAGCACUUUGUCUCAGAUAUCUCCUGGCAGACGGACACCUGUUGCAUGGAGAUCGCUUUAAGUAUGCGUUGA